UUUUCUGUGGCCCGGCUCCGCUAACCCUGCUCGGGUCUGUGUAUCUGCGCUUUCGGCCCUGCUGUGCCUGGGCGAGGAGGCCGUUGUUGGCUCGCGGGCCCCCGGCGCGGUUGUCAGGGCCUGGUGCUGGGACUGACCGCCUUGACCUCCCUCCCGACUUCUCCGCCUCAGAGGUCCCUGGGAGCGGCUGCGGCCCUCCGGGGACUCGGCCCGGGGCAACCAGGGGCCCAUCCCCGCUCGGGGCUCGGAUGGGAGGCGGCGGGAGGUGCGGUCUGGCAUGUUCAGUCUGAUGGCCAAUUGCUGCAGCUGGUUCAAGCGGUGGCGGGAGCCCAUCAGAAAGGUGACUCUUGUGAUGGUGGGACUUGAUAAUGCUGGUAAAACGGCAACGGCAAAGGGAAUCCAAGGAGAGUAUCCUGAAGAUGUAGCUCCUACUGUUGGCUUUUCCAAAAUUGACCUUAGACAAGGAAAGUUUGAAGUCACCAUCUUUGACUUGGGAGGUGGAAAAAGAAUUCGGGGAAUCUGGAAGAACUACUAUGCUGAGUCCUAUGGGGUGAUAUUUGUUGUGGAUUCCAGUGAUGAAGAGAGAAUGGAAGAGACAAAAGAGACAAUGUCGGAAGUGCUAAGACAUCCUAGGAUAUCGGGAAAGCCUAUACUGGUGUUGGCAAAUAAACAAGACAAGGAAGGGGCUUUAGGAGAAGCUGAUGUGAUCGAAUGCCUGUCUCUGGAAAAAUUGGUCAAUGAGCACAAGUGCCUAUGUCAAAUAGAACCUUGUUCAGCAGUCUUGGGAUAUGGAAAGAAAAUUGACAAGUCCAUUAAAAAAGGCCUUUAUUGGCUGCUACAUAUCAUUGCAAAAGACUUUGAUGCCUUAAAUGAACGCAUCCAAAGGGACACAACAGAACAGCGUGCUCUUGAAGAACAAGAGAAACGAGAAAGGGCUGAACGAGUGAGAAAAUUACGAGAAGAGAGAGAACAAGGAGAACGAACGCAGGCGGAACUGAAUGGAACCAGCAGCCUAGCUGAGUUGGACCCUGAACCAAUUAUUGUUAAUCCUUUCCAGCCAAUAGCAUCUGUCAUCCUUGAGAAUGAAAGAAAACUUGAAAAAGAGAAAAAGAGACAAAAUAUGGAGAAAGACAGUGAUGGCGGCCCCCUGAAACAUAAAUUGGAGGAUGAGCAAAUAGAGACACAGAGCCAGAUCAGUGACAGUAGCCAAAAAAACAAUGAGCUUGGAAUAGUAGAAAAUUAUAAGGAGGCAUUAACACAGCAGUUGGAGAAUGAAGAUGAUACAGACCAGCGAUCAUCAGAAUCAGAUAACAGUAAAAAGAAAACUAAGAAACUAAGAAUAAAAAGGAGUCACCGUGUAGAACCUGUUAAUACAGAUGACUCUGCUCCUAAGAGUCCAACACCACCCCCACCUCCUCCUCCUGUUGGCUGGGGAACCCCCAAAGUCACUAGACUUCCAAAACUUGAGCCUCUUGGUGAAACACGUCAUAAUGAUUUCUACGGAAAGCCACUGCCUCCCCUGGCUGUGCGACAGAGACCUAACAGUGACUCUCAUGAUGCGGUUUCGUAACCGAGUCACGUGCGUGCACUCUUUUAAUGCAGGCAAGAUCAACUAGAGGACCUUUUCUCAGAGAGGAAAAACCCUAAACAUUGAUGACUGGGGCAAGAUAACUAUAGCAAUUUCAGUAAGGAGAUGAAUAGCCAAAGACCUGACUGAUCUGACAAUUAUCCAUGUUAUUAACUUUAAAAAAAAAAAAAAAAAAAAGGAAGCAAAAUGACCAGUAGAUGGGAUGAGCAUUUGAAUCAAGUUAGCAGGAGUUACUGUUGACUCUGGAUUUUACA
Neomonachus schauinslandi (Hawaiian monk seal) is the source of this 1842-nucleotide messenger RNA. It is a transcript of the gene ARL13B, whose product is annotated as ADP ribosylation factor like GTPase 13B. NCBI's taxonomy places the organism in Eukaryota, Metazoa, Chordata, Mammalia, Carnivora, Phocidae. Gene Ontology annotation, biological process: receptor localization to non-motile cilium; non-motile cilium assembly. Gene Ontology annotation, cellular component: ciliary membrane; motile cilium; non-motile cilium. The record is from RefSeq and is a predicted model, not a curated record. Gene Ontology annotation, molecular function: GTP binding; GTPase activity. The coding region runs from base 278 to 1570 and encodes 430 amino acids. The transcript has 10 exons.